AUGCCUUGUAAUAUUCAUAGGCCAACCCAAAAUAGCAAAGAUGGUGGUUUAGACAACAAUUUGAUUGGUCAAUUUGGUGUGGGAGUUUAUUAUGUCUUCCAAGUUGUUGAUAAGGAACUUAGAAGACGAGGUCUUAAAGUUGUGGUUAUCGGGAUAACAAAAACUAUCGAUUAUGACAUUCCGAUUAUUGAUAAAUCAUUUGGAUUUGAUAAUGUUGUUGAGGAGGCUCAACGCGCGAUUAACGCAACAAAUUCUGAAGAAGAGACCAACGAGAAUUGUAUAGGACUUGUUAAGUUAAUGGGACGUAAUAAUGCUCUUGCAAGCCUAGAUGUUGAUUAUUGUUUGAUCCCUGAGUGCCUGGGUCACCUUUCUAUCGUGAAGGGCAUGGUGGUCUUUUUAAACAUAUAG
Molecule: messenger RNA, 408 nt
Organism: Lactuca saligna
Lineage: Eukaryota; Viridiplantae; Streptophyta; Magnoliopsida; Asterales; Asteraceae
Source: the annotation of a GenBank genome assembly